UGGAAGCAAAAGACAGAAAAGGAACUUUUGCCCCGAGCCAAAGCACAUACGCGGAAUCGCGGAAUCGGGAGGGUGGAGGCGUGUCUGUGUUUCAUAUUCUUCUGGUGCUCUUGUAGCGCGUAUUGGGGGGGGGGGGAGCUGGAUUUUCCUUGCUCGCAAAUCGUGCUUCGGGCGUGUCAAAACUCUGCAGUCAUGCCAUUUUGCGUGACGCCUGUCUUAAAUGCUGUGUUAAGUUGUUUCGGGUAA
Bipolaris zeicola 26-R-13 is the source of this 246-nucleotide messenger RNA. RefSeq lists its product as uncharacterized. The transcript has a single exon. NCBI's taxonomy places the organism in Eukaryota, Fungi, Ascomycota, Dothideomycetes, Pleosporales, Pleosporaceae. The record is from RefSeq and is a predicted model, not a curated record. The annotation marks the transcript as partial.